AUGGCCGACGACUUCGAUAUCGACAGCGACUUUGAGGUCGUCUCGUCCGCGCCGCCCAGUGGCUUGAAGCGGAACGGCAGCGGCUCAGUGACGAGCGGAAGCAGCGGUAAAGAGAUAAUCUACGACCAAGAAGUGGCCGCAAAGCUGGGAGAGCUCGACGUGGAGGUCGAGUCAGUGCACAACCAGAUCGCCGAGCUGCAAAAGCUCAAGGUCUCUCUUCUCCGCGAGCGACGCACGAUAUACAUCAACUACCUCAAGACGGUGCAGCAAGAAGGCUCUAAUUCGAGCCGCAAGCUCGGUGCAGACUACACCCUCGUCUCCUUCAGCUGGAGCGACGCUGUGCGGCUCGCCGCCCUGUCGGUGUUUGGCAUUUCUUCGUUCCGCUUCUGCCAAGAAGCCGUCAUCAAUGCAGCCAUGGAUCGUCGACACGCCGUUGUGGUCAUGCCUACGGGAGGCGGCAAGUCAUUGUGCUACCAGCUCCCUGCCAUCCUCAACCCAGGUGUCACGCUUGUAGUGUCGCCUCUCAUCUCACUCAUGACAGAUCAGGUGCUCCAUCUGCAAGAGGUUGGCAUCGAGUCCGAGUUGCUCUGCGGAAGCACUUCGCGCGAGGAUUCCAACGCCAUCCUUAAGCAGAUCCGACUGGGAACAUGCUCUGAAGGUCGUGCGUCAGCCUCCUCCUCGUCGACAAAAUCGCGAGACACGGGCUGGAAUCAGCACCAGAACGACGGCAUCAAGCUGCUCUACGUCACUCCCGAGCGCAUCGCCAAGUCCAAGACAUGCCUGUCUGCCCUACAAAGCGCCUACGAGCAAGGUCGACUUUCUCGCAUCGUCAUCGAUGAAGCACACUGCUGCUCUCAGAUGGGUCAUGACUACCGACCCGACUAUGCAAAGCUGUCUCUUCUCCGCAGACUCUUCCCCAAGACUCCAGUAAUAUGCCUCACCGCCACAUGCGGUCCGAAGGUGCUCAAGGAGAUCCUCGAGAUCAUUGACUUACCACCCAUCACAGAGCCUGACAAUGCUGCUCCGAUGCGUACCAUCUACUUUACGGCGCCUCUCUUCCGCCCCAACCUGCUAUAUCAGGUGGUGCAGCGUCCACAACAGGCGAAUGCGGCUUCCGAAGCCAUUGUCGAUUAUAUUCUCCAACAUCAUGCAGGCCACAGCGGCAUUGUCUAUUGCCUUUCGCAGGCCGACACCGAAGCCACAGCAAAGUCGCUCACCGAGGUCAGCAACGGACGUAUAAAGACCAGUCGCUAUCAUGCCGGACUUGACGAUGAGAGCAAGCAACUGAUCCACACGGACUGGCGCACGGGUCGCAUCCAGGUGGUCUGCGCCACCAUCGCUUUCGGAAUGGGCAUCGACAAGCCAGAUGUGCGCUUCGUUAUCCAUGCAUGCAUCUCCAAGUCGCUUGACGGCUACUAUCAGGAGACGGGACGUGCGGGUCGAGAUGGACAGAACUCCGAUUGCGUCUUAUUCUAUCGUCCUCAGGAUGCCAUUCGCAUGAGCUCGCUGGUGGCCGGCGAGCCUACCGGGCAAGAGAAGCUGUCUGCCAUGCUCGAGUAUGCUCAAUCGGCUCGAUGUCGACGUCAGCUGUUUGCAGACUACUUCUCAGACAUGUUUGAUAAAAGUGACGAUCAGCGUUCCCGAGCUUGCGAAAUCUGCGACAACUGUGUAGGCAAUCGCUCGACGCUACUCAUGGAUGCACGCAAAGAAAUGUAUCAGCUGCUCGCCAUUCUGGCCGAGAUGUGCAGGCAGGGAGGAAGGAUCACCUUGACGAGCCUUUCCGAUGUGGCCCGCGGAUUGGGAGGUGGUAAGUUCAACCUCGACCCAAAUUUGGCCGGCUCAAAGAAGGGCAAGGCAAACUCGAGCAGCGCAAACACAGCGAAGGCUGGAGUGCUCGACAUACAAGCCGUAGCCGGUGGCAAGAUGACGUUGCAUCGCGACGUUGUCGACCGCCUGAUCGUCCACGGCAUCCUGUCGCAACUGAUCGAGCAGAGCUAUUCAGCUACAGCGUAUACGGUCAACGUCUACCUGGAAUUGGGCCCGAAGGCAACGCGAUUCCUCCGCCAUCCGCUCUCGACUCUAUCGGUUCCAGCGCAAUUGGAGAAGCUACCACCCGUGCAGAUUCUGCCGCCUCUAGCUACUGCCACAGCUGGCGCCAAGUCGACAGUCAAGCGAUCAGCAUCGAGUGCUGGCGUGACGUCGAGCGAAACAGAGAUGCAGCGCAAGAAAGGCUGCUCCGAAGCGCCGAGCGACACACCUGGCUCGACCGCCAAAAGCAAGUCGUCUGCAAGUGGCGACUCUAAAAGCAACGGAAGCGUGGCGAGAAAGAGUGCACCUGCAUCCAAACUUGCCACCAAGAACGGCUCGCAGGACAGCGUCGGAGCAUCCGCGUCCGAUGCCAUCGUUAUCGACUAG
Messenger RNA from Sporisorium graminicola, 2415 nucleotides. RefSeq lists its product as uncharacterized. The transcript has a single exon. The record is from RefSeq and is a predicted model, not a curated record. The coding region runs from base 1 to 2415 and encodes 804 amino acids. Gene Ontology annotation, cellular component: chromosome; cytoplasm. NCBI's taxonomy places the organism in Eukaryota, Fungi, Basidiomycota, Ustilaginomycetes, Ustilaginales, Ustilaginaceae. Gene Ontology annotation, molecular function: ATP binding; 3'-5' DNA helicase activity; four-way junction helicase activity. Gene Ontology annotation, biological process: double-strand break repair via homologous recombination.